GUGAAAUAGUAAGAUUAAAGCAUUGCUAAAGCUCCGUAUCCGCACACAUACGAGCGCGCGCGCACACACGCGCUCACAUACAGGGUAUACUGUGUAUCCUAGAAACAGCACAGCUUUACUUCGUAUACCCGUGUUAGCAUGUUGGGUUUUUACCGUUAGUUAAUAGGCCGCGGUAUCAUAAUAAAAGCUAUAGGUUACUGUUAAUGAAACAGCUACCACUACCUGCCUUUCUUUCUCUGUCUUCAGAUUUCAUUUGAUUUUGUGCUCAGAAGUCUAUAAUGGAAAACGUUCAUCUUGUGGCGGAGGAAGAAGAUGAUCUGUAUUCAGGUUACAAUGACUAUAAUCCCACAUUCGACUCAGAGGAGCUGGACAAUGAUGUUGGCUUUCAGCAAGCUGUGAGGACGAGUCAUGGCAGACGACCACCUAUGACUGCAAAAUUUCCUGGCACUGCUGUCGGAGGCAGAUCCAUAGGAACGUCUUUUGGUCUACGAACAGCUAUGAGUUCCUCAAUGGGAAGGCCUAUGACUGGGGCAGUGCAGGAUGGGGCUGCUCGUCCCAUGACUGCAGUGCGAGCGGCAGGAUACAAGUCCUCUUUGACUAGAGGCUCCACUUUUGAUCCACUUGGACAAUCAAGAGGUCCAGCUCCUCCAUUAGAAGCAAGAAAUGAAGACACGCCAGAAGAGAAGAUUAAGAUAUUGGAAAAGAAAGUGAAUGAUUUGAUUGAGGAGAGCUGUAUGGCCCAUGCAAAUGGUGAUCUUCAGCUGGCUCUAGAAAAGGCCAAAGAAGCUGGCAGAAAAGAAAGGGUGUUGUUGAGACAAAGAGAACAAACUGGCACUGCAGAUCAUAUCAAUUUAGAUUUAACCUAUUCAGUGCUGUUUAAUUUAGCAAACCAGUACGCUAACAAUGACAUGAACACAGAAGCCUUGAACACUUACCAGGUCAUUGUGAAGAACAAGAUGUUUAACAAUGCAGGACGGCUGAAAGUGAACAUGGGUAAUAUCUACUUUAAACAGAAGAACUACCCCAUGGCACUUAAAUUUUAUCGUAUGGCUUUAGACCAAAUCUCUAACGUUCACACAGAGAUGAGAAUUAAAAUCAUGCAGAACAUUGGUGCUGCCUUCAUAAGCAUGGGCCAGUACUCAGAUGCUAUAACCUCCUUUGAGCACAUUAUGAGUGAGAGUCCCAACAUCAAGACGGGCUUCAACCUAAUUCUAUGCUACUAUGCCAUUGGAGACCGUAAAAUGAUGAAAAAAUCUUUCCAGAAGCUAAUCUGUGUCCCCCUGGGCAUUGAUGAGGAAGAAAAGUUCAUCACUUUAAAUGAUGACCCCCAUGCAAGCUUACUGAUUGAAGCCAUCAAAAACGAUCAGCUGCGUCAAAUGGAGCGAGAGAGAAAAGCUCUGGCUGAGAAGUACAUCAUGACUUCAGCAAAGCUUAUUGCUCCAGCUAUUGAGUCCACUUUUGCGGCUGGUUUUGACUGGUGUGUAGAUAUGGUGAAAGGUUCUCAGUAUGUGGAACUGGCCAAUGAUCUAGAGAUUAACAAAGCUAUCACCUUCUUGAGACAGAGGCACUUUAACCAGGCAGUGGACACACUGAAAGCCUUUGAGAAGAAAGACAGCCGGGUGAAGAGUGCUGCUGCUACCAACCUCUCCUUUAUCUUCUUCUUGGAGAAAGAUUAUGACCAAGCUGAUCGCUAUGCUGAAUUGGCCAUGAAUGCUGACCGCUACAAUCCUGCUGCUCUCAUUAAUAAAGGCAACACGGUGUUUGUGAAGCAAGACUAUGAGAAAGCGGCCGAGUUUUAUAAAGAAGCACUGAGGAACGACUCAUCCUGCACAGAUGCUCUUUAUAAUUUAGGGCUUACCUAUAAGAAACUGGGGCGGCUGGAAGAAGCUCUCGACUGCUUCUUGAAGCUCCAUGCCAUCCUUAGGAACAGCACUCAAGUUAUGUAUCAGCUGGCCAAUCUAUAUGAAAUGUUGGAGGAUCCUCACCAGGCUAUUGAGUGGCUUAUGCAGCUGAUCAGUGUCACCCCCAAUGACCCUCAUGUACUGGCCAAACUGGGAGAGUUAUAUGACAACGAAGGCGACAAGUCACAAGCCUUCCAGUACUAUUCCGAGUCUUUCAGAUACUUCCCUUCAAACAUUCAUGUCAUUGAAUGGUUGGGAGCAUAUUAUAUAGACACACAGUUUUGUGAAAAGGCAAUUCAGUAUUUUGAAAGAGCAACACUCAUCCAGCCAAAUCAUGUUGUAUGGCAUUUGAUGGUGGCUAGCUGUUACAGGAGAAGUGGAAAUUAUCCGAGAGCUCUCGAGACCUAUAAGGACGUUCACCGCAAAUUCCCUGAAAAUGCAGAAUGUCUACGAUUCCUUGUGAGGUUGUGCACAGAUAUGGGGUUAAAGGAAGUACAGGAUUAUGCCACCAAACUCAAAAAAGUGGAGAAGAUGAAGGCGAUCAGAGAACAGAGGGUGAAGUCAGGGAGGGAGAGCAGUGCUCGAAGCCGGAGAGAAGGCAGUGCCAGCAGUGUGAAUCAAAAAGAGAGUAGUCCAAAGACCAUGCACAGCCCCUCUAACAAAAUCAGUGAUACGGAUAUCAGGCAAGACAGUGGACAGAGCAGCCAUGGUGCAAGUGCUAAAGGGGAAAGGCUAGGUGUCAAGCUGAGGUCACUUCCAGGAGCCCAUGAACCUUAUGAAGCAAGCACCCUGGCGGACACUGAUGCUUCUUAUGUUGACCCUUUGGGGCCACAAACGGAAAGACCGAAGACUGCAGCAAAGAAACGCACAGAGGAAGAUGAGUUCGCAGACGAAGAGUUGGGGGAUGACCUACUGCCAGAAUGAUGGGCUAUUUUUGUAUUCUGCUCUCAUCAUAUGUAUUUAGUUAACAGUUUUCCUGUAGUAUGUAAGUGAGCUUAAUGUAAAUAGGUGAAUGUCAUAUUUGUAUGAAUUCAAGUUUCUUAAACAGAAUAGGCUUGUUCCGGUUAGAUACGCAUAUGUGUGUAUUAUAAAGUGUGUAAAUCACAGAUGUUCAUAAAUUCAUACACUAUAUUGACAAACGUUUUGGGACAUCUGCCUUUACAUGUACAUGAAUGUAAUAUGGAGUUGGCCCGCCCUUUGCAGCUAUAACAGCUUCAACACUUCUGGGAAGGCUUCCCACAAGGUUUAGGAGUGUGUUUAUGGGAAUGUUUGUCUUGAGUUCCUUUCAGUGGAACUAAGGGGCCGAGCCCAACCCCUGAAUUCAUUGAUUUGGAAGGGUGUCCCAAAACUUUUGGCAAUAUAGUGUAUCUAAAUG
Molecule: messenger RNA, 3276 nt
Organism: Hemibagrus wyckioides
Lineage: Eukaryota; Metazoa; Chordata; Actinopteri; Siluriformes; Bagridae
Gene: ift88
Product: intraflagellar transport 88 homolog
Exons: 28
Coding region: 279-2825 (848 amino acids)
Biological process (GO): kidney development; non-motile cilium assembly; intraciliary transport
Cellular component (GO): ciliary base; ciliary basal body; non-motile cilium
Molecular function (GO): kinesin binding
Source: RefSeq, a predicted model, not a curated record